UAGUUCAGGUUUUCGCUUCCAUAUUCUCGAGAAAUUGCUCACAUUGGCUUAUCAAAUUCAGCUAUAUAAUCCUAACUCCAACCACAUCAAAAUACCCAAGAAUAGUUAGCAACUUUCAAUUGAACCCUAAGUCAUGGGUUCUAAGGUUGCAACCAUGUUCUUCAUCUUGAUGAUUUUCAUGGCGAUGUCAUUGCCACCCAUUUAUGCUUGUGGUCCAUGUACUCAGCCACAUCCACCGACGCGCCGCCCAACCCACCCAAAAGUUCCCUACCCGAAACCACCAGCCACCAAGCACCCACCAAACAGUGGAGGCCAUCCACCUUCAAAAAACCCCCCAAUGCCACCGAUAGUACUACCACCAAUAAUCAUUAAUCCUCCCCCAGUAAUAUCUCCUCCCGUAACAAAUCCUCCUGUAAUUAUAACACCCCCGAUAACACCGCCACCUUCUUCGAGCUACCCACCGUACACUGGCGGCCCUCCUGGUGGCGGGGGUGGUGGUGGAGGAGGAGGUGGUAGUAGUAAUCCUCCACCUACUACUCAACCAACUUGUCCAAUCAAUGCACUUAAGCUAGGAGCUUGUGUGGAUGUGCUAGGAGGUUUGGUGCAUGUUGGGUUGGGGAACCCAGUUGAAAAUGUUUGCUGCCCCGUAAUUAAAGGAUUGCUGGAGCUUGAAGCAGCAGUUUGUCUUUGCACUACUUUAAGGCUUAAGCUCCUUAACCUCAAUAUUUUCAUUCCUCUUGCUCUUCAAGUCCUAAUAACUUGUGGAAAGACUCCACCUCCUGGAUUUGUAUGCCCUCCUCUUUGAAAUGAACUUAAUUAAUAAUUAGGAGAGUUUGGAUUAUGAUGUUAAUUAAUUAAACUUUACCUAGUUUGUUUUCGUGUUAGGGUUUUGUGAGUGCUGUGACUUGAUUUCUUGCGUAGAGCUUAACCGUUAAUGAACGUCGAUUAUGGUGGUAUGUGACUGGGAGUUUCUCUGAUUAAGUUACAUUUUCGUUGUUGUUUA
Molecule: messenger RNA, 1003 nt
Organism: Hevea brasiliensis (rubber tree)
Lineage: Eukaryota; Viridiplantae; Streptophyta; Magnoliopsida; Malpighiales; Euphorbiaceae
Product: 36.4 kDa proline-rich protein-like
Exons: 1
Coding region: 134-805 (223 amino acids)
Source: RefSeq, a predicted model, not a curated record